This is a messenger RNA of Cynara cardunculus var. scolymus (artichoke), 2836 nucleotides long. RefSeq names its product chloride channel protein CLC-f-like. Bases 187 to 2439 code for a protein of 750 amino acids. The record is from RefSeq and is a predicted model, not a curated record. NCBI's taxonomy places the organism in Eukaryota, Viridiplantae, Streptophyta, Magnoliopsida, Asterales, Asteraceae. Gene Ontology annotation, molecular function: voltage-gated chloride channel activity. Gene Ontology annotation, cellular component: chloroplast; membrane; Golgi apparatus. The transcript is spliced from 11 exons. Gene Ontology annotation, biological process: transmembrane transport; chloride transport.
UUUUACUCCGACACCGGCAGCCGGCGAAAGUUUACACCGGAGCCCGGCAGACCGGUAAAUCUACACUUCUGCAUACAAAUUGGAGAAGAUCCGAAGAUUGAGGGAUCAAAUCAGAGGUGUUGGUGAAACAGCAAUGGCGGAAUUUUGGGAUAGUAUUUUGUAUGUGUAAGUUAGGGUGUAAAAAGGAUGUCUGGAGGCGAUCACAAUGAUCACGCUGUGCAGUUGCGAUCGAGUUCUUCGUCUUCAGGUGACGAUUUGGAAGGCCAAGUUUCAUCUGUAAGAAGUAGUAAAGGCAUUAAGGAUCUGUGGAAAAAGUUGGAUCGACGGUUUUCUGGUCGACGUCUUAGUAUCAAGCGGCGGUUGCCUAAGGGAAACCGGUCAGAUUUCGAUUAUGCGACCGCUAGCCGUAGUGGAGGCGGUGGCGUCGUUGCUGGUGGUGAUGAGACCCUUGGAGAUGGUGCUCCUCCCGAAUGGGCGCUGCUGCUUAUUGGAUGUCUUCUUGGCUUGGCUACCGGUCUCUGUGUCGCUGCCUUUAAUCGUGGGGUGCAUGUAAUACAUGAAUGGUCUUGGGCUGGUACCCCUAAUGAAGGUGCUGCUUGGCUACGUUUACAGAGGCUGGGUGACACUUGGCAUCGGAUACUUCUAAUACCUGUCACUGGAGGAGUCAUCGUUGGGGUGUUGCAUGGGUUACUUGAAAUAUUACACCAGAUAAAACAGUCAAAUCCUGGACAUGAUUUUAACCUGCUUUCUGGAGUCUUUCCAACCGUGAAGGCUAUCCAAGCUGCUGUAACCUUAGGUACUGGCUGUUCUUUGGGUCCUGAAGGACCUAGUGUAGAUAUCGGGAAAUCAUGUGCCAAUGGAUUCUCAUUAAUGAUGGAAAAUAACAAGGAACGCAGGAUAGCUCUUGUUGCAGCUGGUGCAGCUGCUGGCAUAUCUUCAGGUUUCAAUGCAGCAGUAGCUGGUUGUUUCUUUGCCAUUGAGACUGUGUUAAGGCCUCAAUUUGCUGAAAACUCCCCUCCUUUCACAACUGCAAUGAUAAUAUUGGCAUCAGUCAUUUCAUCAACUGUAUCAAGUGUUAUACUUGGAGAAAAGCAGGCUUUCACAGUGCCGGAGUAUGAUUUGAAAUCUGCUGCUGAACUACCUCUCUACUUGAUCUUGGGAAUGCUAUGUGGUGUGGUUAGUGUGCUAUUUACUCGCUUAGUAGCUUGGUUCAACAACACAUUUGCAUAUAUCGAAGAAAGGUUUGGACUUCCUGCUAUUGUUUCUCCAGCAUUAGGUGGUCUAGGAGCAGGGUUGAUAGCUCUAAAAUAUCCAGGAAUUCUUUACUGGGGCUUCACUAAUGUUGACGAAAUUUUGCAUACCGGGAAGACAGCUUCAGCACCCGGAAUCUGGCUAUUAGCGCAGUUAGCUGCCGCAAAAGUUGUGGCUACGGCUCUUUGCAAAGGUUCAGGGCUUGUUGGUGGUCUGUAUGCACCAAGUUUGAUGAUAGGUGCUGCAGUUGGUGCCGUUUUUGGAGGUUCAGCAGGGAAAUUAAUUAAUUCAGCCAUAUCAGGAAAUGCUGCUAUUGCUCAGCCGCAGGCAUAUGCAUUAGUUGGAAUGGCUGCUACCUUGGCUUCUGUUUGCUCUGUGCCCUUGACUUCAGUUCUGCUUCUGUUUGAGCUGACAAAGGAUUAUAGAAUCUUGCUUCCUCUUAUGGGAGCUGUUGGAUUGGCAAUAUGGGUGCCAUCCGUAGCGAACCAAUCUAAGGAGGCCGAGGGAUCUGAUACAAGGAGUUCAUCAAGAGGUUAUUCCUUUCUUUCACCAAUUGAUGACAAAACUGACGAUUGGAGACAAAAUGGCGAAGAUGAUUUGGAACUUUGCAUAAUGGGACCUGGUGAUAGCCAUGAAGCAAUUGAUGAGGAUAUUAUUCUCGAGGAUUUGAAGGUUUCUCAGGCUAUGUCAAACAGCUAUCCGAAAGUCCUAUUAUCAUCAACUGUUAAUGAGGCUGUAAAAAGCAUGAACGAUGGCCAACAAAGUUGUGUGCUGGUUGUAGAUCGUGAAGAUCACUUGGAAGGGAUUCUGACCUAUGGUGACGUUAAAAGGGGCAUUCUUAAGACCCCUAAUGGAUCCUCCGACAGUGGUUCAUCAACUUCAGAUUUAAGUGAGUAUUUGGUCUCUUCCAUCUGCACUCGAGGGAUAAACUAUCGUGGAAGAAAGCGUGGACUUCUAACUUGUUAUCCCGAUACAGAUUUGGCAAUUGCUAAAAAACUUAUGGAGGCCAAAGAAAUUAAGCAAUUGCCUGUGGUACAGCAUGUUGUCGAUUUUCAAGAAGAAAGAAAGCGAAGGGUUGUUGCCAUUCUCUAUUACCAUUCGAUCUGGAGCUGUCUCAGAGAGGAGCUAAAUCGCCGAGGCACACGGAGGACGGAAGACCAUUUUGUAGAGAAGAGUUGCAAUGGGUAGUGAUGGGAUCAUUAGAAUGACAAAAGGAUAGAUAAAGAGAAUAUGAUUAAUUCGAUAAGUAACAAUAAAGGUUGUUAACGAUUUGGCAAAUAUCGUGUUUCGAAUUUGAUAGAAGAAACGUUUAUGUAUCGUGUUUCGAAUUUGAUAGAAGAAACGUUUAUGUAUCGUGUUAGUUAUGUUUCGUGUCGAAAUGCUUAUGAAGUUACGUGUAUAGUCGUAUUAUCUUACAAGCCCAAUAGUUUGUUCAGACUUGUAAAGCGGUUUUCAUGUAUGAAACAUUUGUGAAGAUGUGUUUAUAGAAUGUUAUACCAUACGUGAAACGUUCCAAGACUCUUUUUUCACGUGUAAAACAGUCUUGAACAUUUCACAUAAGAUACAAUGCACUGUAUUAACACUU